This is a messenger RNA of Nymphalis io (European peacock), 3968 nucleotides long. It is a transcript of the gene Vps26, whose product is annotated as vacuolar protein sorting-associated protein 26B. NCBI's taxonomy places the organism in Eukaryota, Metazoa, Arthropoda, Insecta, Lepidoptera, Nymphalidae. The coding region runs from base 157 to 1638 and encodes 493 amino acids. Gene Ontology annotation, cellular component: retromer complex; endosome. The transcript has a single exon. Gene Ontology annotation, biological process: retrograde transport, endosome to Golgi; intracellular protein transport. The record is from RefSeq and is a predicted model, not a curated record.
UGUAGUCGCCAUCUUUGCUUCAAUCUUUCAGUCGCCUCCAGAUUUGCGGGCGUUUCAUCGCCGAUUUUCAAUGUUUUGCUCAAUAAAGUCACUAUUUUUUCUUUUGAAAGCAACGUAAAAAGUUAAUGUUAGCUUGCGUAACAGUUAAAUGUGAAAAUGAGCUUUUUCGGGUUUGGACAAACUGCGGAUAUCGAAAUUGUGUUCGAUGAUGCUGACAAACGAAAGGUUGCCGAAGUUAAAACUGACGAUGGAAAAAAGGAAAAAUUGUUACUCUAUUACGAUGGUGAAACUGUGUCAGGAAGAGUCAAUGUGACGCUUCGAAAACCUGGAUCAAAAUUAGAACAUCAAGGAAUCAAGGUUGAGCUUAUCGGUCAGAUCGAAUUAUUUUACGAUAGAGGUAAUCAUCAUGAGUUUAUAUCGUUGGUUAAAGAAUUAGCCCGUCCUGGCGACUUAUUGCAGCACACAUCGUAUCCAUUCGAAUUCGCUAACGUAGAGAAACCGUACGAAGUUUAUACAGGAGCUAACGUCAGGCUAAGAUAUUUCUUACGUGCGACUAUAAUUCGUCGCCUCACCGACGUUGUCAAGGAAGUCGAUAUCGCUGUUCACACGCUAUGCAGCUAUCCGGAUGUUCUAAAUUCGAUAAAAAUGGAAGUAGGAAUCGAAGAUUGUCUCCACAUAGAAUUUGAAUACAAUAAAUCGAAAUAUCAUCUCAAAGACGUGAUAGUAGGUAAAAUUUAUUUCCUUCUUGUUCGUAUUAAGAUUAAACACAUGGAAAUAUCUAUAAUUAAAAGGGAAACAACUGGUUCAGGUCCAAAUACAUUCACAGAAAAUGAAACAGUUGCUAAGUAUGAAAUAAUGGAUGGGGCUCCUGUCAGAGGUGAGAGUAUUCCUAUAAGAGUGUUUUUAGCGGGAUACGAUUUAACACCGACGAUGAGAGAUAUAAAUAAUAAAUUCUCAGUGAGGUAUUAUCUCAACUUGGUCCUUAUGGACACAGAAGACAGACGUUACUUCAAGCAGCAAGAAGUUACACUGUGGAGGAAAAGUGAUAAAUCAAGGUUGCCAUUACAUAAUCCACAUCACCCUCAGACUCUAGCACACCCAUCCAUUGCUCCUCAAAGACAGCUUAGUGCAUCAAGUGAGGAGAACUCUGCAAGAGCUGUUUCACCAUCAAUGCCAGAUAAUAUGAUGCAGAGGUCUGUGUCUCCAUCAAUGCCAACCAAUGAUAAUCAUAAUGGACCCUCACAGAUGGAACAAGAGGAACCUGAUGUUUUACCAGAUAAAUUAUCUAAGGCACACAUUGAUAUCAGUGAACCUCAAUCACCGGAUGUGACUAAUGCAGAAAAAGCAGUAGAAAGGCCGAAGGUUUCAGAAAAACCACUAGAUAAGCCACCACUGGAUGAUAACCCACAGUCAGUAAAGCAACAAGAUCAGCCACCUGUUGCUGAAAAACCUCAAGUAGCAGAAAAAACACAAAUAAAUAACAAACCAAAAGUUGUUGAAAAACCUGUUGCAGAAAAAAUAGCUGUUAUGGAAAAACCAGUACUUGCAGAAAAACCCCAAUUGGCAGAGAAGCCUAUAAUUGCUGAAAAGCCUGUCUUGUCACGACCUGAAAGUGUAGAAGCAGCUCCGAGUCAAUAGCCUAUAUGUAACGGUUUGGUUGAUAUCUCACUAGCCGACAAAAUGAACUGUAUGUUUUCAUACAUGAAAACAAUUGUUUAAAAUGUCUAUUUUAAAUUAAGAAACUAUUAAUACAGUUGUUGCAGCAAUUUGCUUAAUAUUAUUUUAUAUGCAAAUUGCAAUAAAAUCGUCUUACAUAGACUGUUAUGGGUAAGUGUAUAGUGUUGCUAUAGCUAUAAACCGAACAAAUGUGCCGACAAUGUUUCAUAGAUAUGCUGUUUACAAGUUUUUUACGAAGAGUAUCUAGGCAGAUAAUUUUUUGUUGCUUUUAUAUAAUUUCAAUUAUAACAUAAUACUUUUAGUAUAAAGAAAUUCUUCAUGAUAUUUAUUUAAUGAUUAGAGAAUUCAAGGUUAUUAAUUGCUACACUAAAUGAUACACUCAUACACCGAUUAUGUUCGAAUGCUAAGUGUGGAUGGACUACUAUCAACUAUAGUUAGAUAGUCUGAAUAGUGCCUUGUGUUAUAAGCCAUUUAGCUAUUGCUUCCUCCACCUAAAUGGUUUUUAAAACUUAAAUUUCCUUUUGGUCCUUACUCAUAAAAAUAGUCAGUGCGUGUUUAGUUAAACACUGAUUUCUCUCUGUAAUCAAUGAUUUGACAAUGAAUUUAUAUUUAUAUUAUUUAAUUUAUCAUCCCCUAAACAACAAUUAUGAGUAAAACUAAGUGACUGAAUUGAAAUCUAAAAACUAAAUUUUAAAGCCAAUGUUUUAUUUUUCUGGGAUUAAUGCUGGGUUACUUUAUAUUAUUUUAUGAAUAUAACUAAAUUUAUAUUAAAAAAAAGUUAUAAAACUGUGCAUCAUGAAUUCAAGGUUAUCUAAUAUCACUGUUGAAUUGAAUACAUUUUUUAUAUACAUUGACUGUUUUAAUAAAUCUAGCACAUGCUACUAUGAUUGUAUUUAUGGAACAACAAUAUUUCUAAAACCGGUACAAUACUUUUCUUUAAUAUAAAUGGAGGAGAUAUUUGAAAAUUGAUAUAUUUCCAUACUAAAGCCCCAAUGUGUUGCACUAUUACGUUACAAAAUUGUUGACAUGUUGACCUAUUCUAGGUAUACAAACUUAUAUAAUUUUUUUUUUAAUAAUCUUGAUUUCUCUAUGAUGUAUGAACUUCAAAAUUUUCUAUAAUAUUUAAAAAAGGAAUAUUUUGUGCCAUUUGCUUUUAUAAAAUACAAAAUGAAUAGUAUUUAACUUUGUAUAGAUAAUUAUUAUAUCCACAAGUAUAACAUUAUUAGCACUACUGAUGUGCUAAAAAAUUAAACAUAUCGUUCAACAAAAAAUAAGUUUAAACGAAAUUGAAACAUUCAGUUUCAUUAAAUAUGUUAUGUAUCCGUUUAAUUGCACAUGCUUUUAAGCAAAGUAUUUUAAUUUAUUUCGUUCUAUUUAUAUAAAUAUUAUUGCAUAAUAUGUUCAUUUAUUGUGAAUUUACAAUAUACACAGCUAUUGCUAGAUCAAUUUAUUUCAAUUGAACGUGUUCACUGUUCACUAUCAAUUGACAAUUCACAUAUUGAGUUUAUCAGGAAAUACGAUGAAAUAAACAGUUUUUUUUUUAGUAUGACCAUAAAUUGAAACAAAUAUUGUAAAAACUUUUUUAUCUAUGUUAUUGGAAAUAAAAUAUUCGUAUCUUAUAACUGGUAACUUAAUAACAGUUUUUUUUAAAUAAGAUUUUUAAAUGCAAAAAUGUGAUCAUCAAUUAUAGUAAUGUUUAAAAAUGUAAAUAAAUGCUUUUAAAACCUAGAAAAGUAACAUGAAAGCACUUUUUUCUUUUAUAUAUUGGACCACUUUUAUUUAAAUUUGAAAUUAUAUUGUUUUUAUAUACAUAACAAAAUAAUUUUCAAUAAUAGUGAUAUCAAUUUACAGUAUAAAUGAGUUUAUUUAAUACAUAAAUAAUUAUGUGGCUUCAGAUAAAAUGAAUCUUAAAGACAAUUUGUCUGUAAAAAGUGUACUAAAAUGUGUAACUAAAUAAUUAUAAUAGUUACUUAGGUUUAAAAAUUGUUAACUGUGGAUUUUAUGUAUAGUUGGGUAAUAAAUAUAAGCAAUUAUAAAUAUAAAGUGAAGUGGAAAAGUCAAACUAAAAAAUAGAAUUAUUAAAUAAAUGAAACCACAGUCGGCUCUAUGUUAUUAAUAUGAUUAUUCAUUAUUUUAAUUUAAAUUAGAAGAAAGAAAUCCGUGUUAUUAAAUUUUGUUAUAUCUUCGAAUUGAUUUUUAGCAUCAUAUUGUAUAAACUUUUUUUUUUCUAAGAUAUUAAGCGCAUGUCGAUUAUAUCAUAUUGUUAAUAAAAUAUAUGUAUAAACAGCUGA